Emiliania huxleyi CCMP1516 is the source of this 360-nucleotide messenger RNA. Its product is annotated as acylphosphatase. Bases 1 to 360 code for a protein of 119 amino acids. The record is from RefSeq and is a predicted model, not a curated record. Gene Ontology annotation, molecular function: acylphosphatase activity. Lineage: Eukaryota; Haptophyta; Isochrysidales; Noelaerhabdaceae. The transcript has 3 exons.
AUGAGCAAAGCCACGGCGAGGCUCUCGAGGGCGCACAUCUUUGUCUCGGGCCGCGUUCAGGGCGUGUACUACAGAGACACCACCAAGGCCAAGGGUGAGAGGCUGGGCCUGACCGGCGUCGCGUAUAACCUCGCGGAUAAACGCGUGGAAAUCGUCGCGGAGGGGCCAAAGGCCGCAAUUGAGACACUCGUGGAAUGGUGCUGGAAGGGCCCAGAGGGGGCUCAUGAGGUGGGCUUCUCGAACAAGCUGACGCGCAAGCGGCACGUGAGCGGAGUGGAGGUGCGGUGGGAGCUCGAAGAAGAGCUGGGCGCAGCGCACCAGUAUGCGGGCUUCCUCAAUGGUGGGACUAAGAGCAGCUGA